Lecanosticta acicola is the source of this 1539-nucleotide messenger RNA. The record is from the annotation of a GenBank genome assembly. NCBI's taxonomy places the organism in Eukaryota, Fungi, Ascomycota, Dothideomycetes, Mycosphaerellales, Mycosphaerellaceae.
AUGUCUCGAAAGCCAGUGAUUGCAAUCGCAGGCCUCGGCUGCGAAAACUCCACGUUCACGCCUUCCAGAACCAGAGCAGCAGCCUUCCAUGCCAAACGAGGACAGGAAGUUCUCGACCAGUAUGGCUACCACUUCCUCAAAACAGGCUCUCCAGUCGGCGAUUCCGCAGAGUGGCAUGGCGUGUUGACAGGACGUUCCUUGCCCGGUGGAAGAGUAACCAAGGAUGCGUUCGAGGACCUUGCAGGCGAACUGAUAUCGCGGCUCCGAGAUCUUGUUAAAUCGAUAAAGCUCGAUGGUCUUUGGUAUGAUAUCCAUGGUGCCAUGUAUGUGGACGGAUUUGAGGACAUCGAGGUGGAGCUCCUGCGACGCAUACGAGACGUUGCCGGCCCGGAUGUUGUCAUUUCAGCAUGCAUGGACUUGCACGGCAAUGUCAGUCGGGAACUUGCCCACCAGUUGGACCUAAAUACUUGCUACCGGCUGGCUCCUCACGAUGAUGAAUAUGAAUCGAAAGAGCGCGCCUGUGCGAACUUGGUGAAAGUCCUCACUAGGAGUUUGGAAGGCCCGAAACCGGAGCUCCCGAUCAAGGCUUGGAUUCCUCUGCCAAUCCUCCUGCCUGGUGAGCAGACUUCGACACGCGAUGAACCCGCGAAGCACAUCUAUGCAGCAGUCUCACAUGUCGAGACAAUGGACGGCGUCCUCGAUGCUGGAAUCUGGGUAGGCUAUGCUUGGGGAGAUGAGAAACGCAGUCGUGCGGUCGUGAUGGUGACCGGAUGGGAUGAGACUGCUGUUUGCAAAGCGGCAGAGAAGCUGGCUCGUCUCUUCUGGGAUGCACAUAAGGACUUCAAGUUCGUCGCUCCGACUGGCUCAUUCGAUGAGUGUUUCGAUGCGGCUCUUGCAUCGAAUUCGAGACCUUACUUUAUCUCGGAUUCGGGCGAUAAUCCCACUGCUGGUGGAUCUGGAGACGUAACAUGGACUCUUCAGAGACUACUAGGUCGUCCGGAAAUCGCCGAUGCCUCGGGUCCGAAAGUCAUUUACGCCAGCAUACCCGGUCCUGAAGCCGUUCAAAUCGCUACUGAUGCCGGUGUUGGUGCUUUGGUUACAGUUACCGCUGGAGCAGAGGUAGACAGCAUCCACUCUGGACCGGUCAAGCUUACAGGCCGCGUCCACUCGAUCUGGACGGGUGACGUCCACGCCGAGAUCGAAGUCGUGCUAGAGGUCGGCAGCAUGUUCGUCAUCUUGACCAAGCUGAGGAAGCCAUAUCAUGAAGAGCAAGACUUUCUUCAUCUAAAUCUGGAUCCUCGGAACGCUGCUGACAUUGUCAUUGUCAAGAUUGGGUACUUGGUGCCGGAGCUCUACGACAUGGCUGCGGACUGGAUGCUGGCGCUCACGCCUGGAGGUGUCGAUCAGGACUUGGAACGGCUUGGACACUGUCGCAUAAGGCGUCCCAUGUGGCCUUUUGAUCGAGCCUUGGAGGAGCCUAAUUUGUCCGCGAGAAUUAUUCCGGCUUCUCAUCUGCCGCUCACAGGGGAUGACGAAUGA